AUGAAGAGGCAGGCAGCAGACUUUUACACUGAACAUCAGACAAAGUCUUUCUUCAACAACCUGGUGCAAUUUAUGACCUCUGGGCCUGGGGUUGCCAUGGAGCCGAUGGGUGAAGAGGCGGUUUCAGUGUGGAGAAGGAUUCUAGGCCCCACUAUCUGGGGCAUGGCACGGAAAGAGGCCCCACCAAGCCUCACUGACCAGGUUGGCACAGAUAACACCAGAAAUGCUGGACAUGGGUCUGACUCACUGGCUUCAGCAGCAAGAGAACUGGAAUUUUUCUUCCCAUCCACAGCGGGCCAUGGUCCUGCUAACACGGCCAAUUACACAGACUGUGCCUGUUGCGUCAUCAAAGCUCACGCUAUAUCAGAAGGACUUUUGAGUUCCUAA
This is a messenger RNA of Salmo salar (Atlantic salmon), 387 nucleotides long. The record is from RefSeq and is a predicted model, not a curated record. Lineage: Eukaryota; Metazoa; Chordata; Actinopteri; Salmoniformes; Salmonidae.